Myxocyprinus asiaticus (Chinese sucker) is the source of this 1915-nucleotide messenger RNA. RefSeq names its product annexin A13-like. Gene Ontology annotation, molecular function: calcium ion binding; calcium-dependent phospholipid binding. NCBI's taxonomy places the organism in Eukaryota, Metazoa, Chordata, Actinopteri, Cypriniformes, Catostomidae. Gene Ontology annotation, cellular component: cytoplasm. The record is from RefSeq and is a predicted model, not a curated record. The coding region runs from base 96 to 1046 and encodes 316 amino acids. The transcript is spliced from 11 exons.
CCCUGUGACGUCAGGGAUGCGAUGGAGUAAAAGAAGCUCGCGCUGGGCGGUGAGAAAGAGAGCACGCACACAGAGACUCAUAUCAACAACACAAGAUGGGCAACGUUCAACCCACAAUAACUCCUUUUGAGGACUUUGAUGUGGUGGCAGAUAUCAAGGCUAUCCGUAAAGCCUGCAAAGGAAUGGGGACAGAUGAGGAGACCAUUAUCUCCAUUCUAGCAAACCGCUCUGCAGCUCAGCGGAUGGAGAUUAAAAAAGCAUACUUUGAAAAAUAUGAUGACGAGUUGGAGGAAGUGUUGAAGGAUGAACUCACAGGAAACUUUGAAAAUGCCAUCGUGGCCAUGCUGGAUCCGCCCCACAUCUUAAUGGCUAAAGAACUGAGGAAAGCCAUGAAGGGUGCAGGCACGGAUGAGGACGUGCUGGUAGAAAUCCUCUGUACCAGCACCAAUCAGGAUAUUUUAAAUUGCAAAGAGGCAUAUGCGCAAGUGUAUGAACGAGAUCUGGAGGCUGACAUUGAAGAUGACACUAGUGGAGAAGUGAGGAAUCUUAUGGUGUCUCUCUUACAGGCCAACAGGGAUGAGUCUUAUGAAGUGGAUGAGGGACUGGCUGAGCAGGAUGCUACAUCAUUAUUUGAAGCAGGGGAAGGUCGCUUUGGAACAGAUGAGUCCACUUUCACCUACAUCCUCACUCACAAGAACUACCGACAGCUUCAGGCCACCUUCAAGAUAUAUGAAACUCUCUCUGGGACAGAUAUUCUGGAUGCUAUAGACAGUGAAGCUACAGGAACUUUGAAAGACUGUUACAUUACCUUGGUGAGAUGUGCUAAAAACCCGCAGCUGUAUUUUGCUCGUCGCCUGAAUGCUGCAAUGAAGGGAGCAGGAACUGAUGAGGAUACACUCAUACGAAUUAUUGUAGGACGCUCUGAGGUGGAUUUGGAGACCAUAAAGGACAUGUACUUGGAGAAAUACGAUGUUACCUUAAAGGAUGCCCUGAGCUCAGAGUGUGGCGGUGACUUUAAGCGGCUCCUGUUAGAAAUACUUCACUGAGUUACCAACAGGUGGAGCCAGAGAGUCAACAAGUAACCUUACUUGAUAUAAAAAUGCACUGACAACACUGCCUAUGAAAACUAUACAAUCUGUUAAAAUCUCCUCUUUCUGUACAGAGGGAUCACAGACUAGCUCAUUUAGUCAUACAUGCUUUUUGUAAUUGUCUAAGACCAUGGUUUCAUCACAUGUAUUUUACAAAUGAAAAACCACAAAAGCAUCUCACAACAUUGUCAUAACAUUCUGUUUUGACAACCAAGAUUUUUACUGCAGUGAAUUUGACCUCUGCUUUAACUCACUACAUGUGCCUUAAAGUGUUAGAACAUCAUGACAUUCAGUGUUCAGCAUUUAUUUUACAGAACAAACCACGAAGGGUGAUUCCUUCAUUUAAUAAACUCUUUUACAGGUUCUCUUCUUUGUAUGUUGUCAAGUUAUCCAUAAACCAAAUAUGUACAUGUAUAAUGUUAGAAGUCUUUAGUACCUGCUAAUAUCAAAACAUAUAAUCUAAUCAUAUCAUAAUAUUAAGAGCUGCUAUAUGAAGAGCAAAGAUGGUCAGUACUUUAGUCUUUGAUUAUGCUUUUUAACACCGGACAUUUACCGUUUUUAACCAGCAGUUGUUGUACAAUUGUUAAUUUUAAUAUUCUAAAGCAACAGCAUGACUUUAUUAUUGCAAUGCUUCAAUAUAUUUAUUUUUUAAAUAAUGUUUAAAGGACUGUAGAUAGAUGAAACUGGUGAAAAAUGUUGGAUUAGGGACCAUUAUAGAGGCAAAUAAAUCGAUUCAUUACAAAGUAUGUUAAAUUAGAAUAAACACACUUUUGUUUGAUGCAUGUACUUCUUAUGGGAUUAUAAAAUAAAUAACAAAAAUAAAUUUG